UUGAUCGGCAUAUUUUGGUGAUCAGAUCAUCAAUGUGGGAGAUAGUUUUAUAAAUUAAUACAUAAUGAAAUCUGUAUUAAUGGUGGCUGAAAAGCCAUCGUUGGCUCAGAACUUAGCCAAUAUACUGAGUAAUGGAAAAUGUACCACUAAUAAAGGAUCAAAUUCUGCAUGUGCUGUUCACGAAUGGAAUGGCACAUUCAAAAAUGAGCCGGUGCAUUAUAAAAUGACCUCUGUAUGUGGGCAUGUGAUGAGUUUGGACUUCACUGGGAAAUAUAAUAACUGGGACAAGGUGGACCCGGUGGAACUGUUCAGCUGCACCACGGAGAAAAAAGAAGCGAUGCCGCGUUUGCGGAUUCCGGCGUUUUUAGCCCAGGAGUCCAGGGGCUGCGACUACCUGGUGCUGUGGCUGGAUUGCGAUAAGGAGGGGGAGAAUAUUUGUUUUGAGGUCAUGAGUUGUGUACAACCAUACAUGAAAGGAGACAUCUGUUCCCCAAACGUGACCUACCGAGCCCGGUUCUCCGCCAUUACGGAUAAAGACAUUAAAGCGGCCAUGUUGAAUCUGGUGCAGCCUAACGAGAAUGAGUCCCGCAGUGUUGACGCGAGACAGGAGCUUGAUUUGCGUAUAGGAUGCGCUUUCACUCGGUUUCAGACUAAAUACUUUCAAGGUAGAUACGGUGACUUAGACGCCUCCCUAAUAUCCUACGGGCCAUGCCAGACCCCGACCCUCGGGUUCUGCGUCCAGCGCCACGAUGAAAUCCAGACAUUUAAGCCAGAAACAUACUGGGUGCUGCGAGUGACUGCCUCGACGUCUGAAGGGAGAGAACUGCCGCUGGAAUGGAAGAGAGUGAGGAGUUUCGAUAAGGACAUUGCUAAUAUGUUCUUGUCGGGGAUCAAGGAGAUUAAGGAAGCUCAAGUAAUACACGUCCAAGCUAAAGAAAAAGUGAAAGCACGACCGACAGCCCUGAACACCGUCGAGCUUAUGCGAGUAGCCAGCGCUGGCCUAGGGAUGUCGCCGCAUCAAGCCAUGCAGUUUGCUGAGCGUUUAUACACGCAAGGUUACAUCUCGUACCCGCGUACCGAAACCACCAGCUAUCCUGAAAACUUCGAUUUGAUGGGUACAUUACGCCAGCAGCAGAACUCCAACAAGUGGGGGGCCGAAGUGCGCGCACUGGUAGCAGCCGGCAUCAACAAGCCCAAGAAGGGCCACGACGCCGGCGACCACCCGCCCAUCACCCCCAUGCGACCCGCUUCCGAGUCGGAGCUGGAAGGCGACAUGUGGCGCAUCUACGACUAUAUCACGCGACAUUUUAUCGCGACUUUAUCGCGCGACUGCAAGUACCUCAGCACAACCAUCACCUUCAAGAUAGGCACCGAGACGUUCAGCUACACUGGCAACACUUUGGUGGACGCUGGCUACACCGAGAUCAUGCAUUGGCAGGCUUUCGGCAAAGACGAGUUCGUUCCUCUGCUGUCAGUGGACGACAUGCUGCGCGCGCACGAGCACCGCCUCGUCGAGUGCCAGACCUCGCCGCCUGACUACCUCACCGAGUCUGAGGUGAUCACUCUAAUGGAAAAGCACGGGAUCGGCACGGACGCGUCCAUCCCCGUGCACAUCAACAACAUCUGUCAGAGGAACUACGUGACGGUCGGCAGCGGCCGGCGGCUGGUGCCCACCAAUCUGGGCAUCGUGCUCGUUCACGGCUAUCAGAAGAUCGACCCAGAACUCGUCCUACCAACCAUGCGCUCAGCCGUCGAAGAGCAACUCAACCUCAUCGCACUCGGCCGAGCCGAUUUCCAAGCAGUACUAUCCCACACCACCGAGAUAUUCAGAAGAAAGUUCCAGUAUUUCGUCCGCUCCAUUGAGGGAAUGGAUCAACUGUUUGAAGUUAAUUUUUCAUCGCUAAAAGCGAGUGGGAAAGCCCUGAGUAGAUGUGGAAAGUGUAGGCGUUAUAUGAGAUAUAUACAGGCAAAACCCACGCGUCUCCACUGCUCUCACUGCGACGACACGUACGGGCUGCCUCAGAACGGCACCGUCCGCAUCUACCGCGAGCUCAAGUGUCCGCUGGACGACUUCGAGCUGCUGUCCUGGUCUACCGGCACCAAGGGCAAGAGCUUCCCGCUCUGUCCCUACUGCUACAACCACCCUCCCUUCAGGGACAUGAAGAAAGGCUUCGGCUGUAACUCGUGCACACACCCGACGUGCGCUUACGGCGUCAACUCCACGGGCGUGUCGGGCUGUGUCGAGUGCGACAACGGCGUGCUGGUGCUCGACCCGGCCGCGCCCAAGUGGAAGCUCGCUUGCAAUAGAUGCGACGUAAUAAUAAACGUGUUCGAAGACGCAAUCCGCGUGUCCGUCUGCGAGCAGCAAUGCUCUCUGUGCGGCGCGCAGCUGGUCACAGCCGAGUAUAGGCCAGAAAGGACGCCCUUGCCGGCCGCUCUUACGGAGAUGACUGGCUGUCUCUACUGCGAGCCUGCGUUCAGUUCACAGUUGGAGAAGCACCGCGCGGUGGCGGCGCGCGCGCCGGCGGGGCGGGGGCGCGGCGGGCGCGCGGGGGCGAGGGGCAAGCACCGCUCCAAGCCGCCCAAGGACAAGAUGGCGCAGCUCGCCGCAUACUUCGUCUAG
Cydia fagiglandana is the source of this 2623-nucleotide messenger RNA. It is a transcript of the gene Top3beta, whose product is annotated as DNA topoisomerase 3-beta-1. Gene Ontology annotation, cellular component: nucleus. Gene Ontology annotation, biological process: DNA topological change. The transcript is spliced from 15 exons. Gene Ontology annotation, molecular function: DNA topoisomerase type I (single strand cut, ATP-independent) activity; DNA binding. The record is from RefSeq and is a predicted model, not a curated record. Lineage: Eukaryota; Metazoa; Arthropoda; Insecta; Lepidoptera; Tortricidae. The coding region runs from base 65 to 2623 and encodes 852 amino acids.